Molecule: messenger RNA, 1233 nt
Organism: Loa loa (African eye worm)
Lineage: Eukaryota; Metazoa; Nematoda; Chromadorea; Rhabditida; Onchocercidae
Exons: 8
Coding region: 1-1230 (409 amino acids)
Biological process (GO): CDP-choline pathway; phosphatidylethanolamine biosynthetic process
Cellular component (GO): cytoplasm
Molecular function (GO): ethanolamine kinase activity; choline kinase activity
Source: RefSeq, a predicted model, not a curated record
AUGGCACAAAAAGAAGAUCUGGCUGAUGAAAGAAAUGCUUUGAAAUGUAUAUUUGCUCGAUCGCUCGAUGAUUUAACACUUCGAAAUAAACUUGGCCAAUUAUGUGCAUCAUAUCUUGGCGGAAUUUGGACAACUGUAUCCUGUCAACAAAUUUGUAUCACUACACCAAGAGGUGGAUUUAACAAUAAAAUUUUUGUGGUAGAAUUACCAAAUGGAAUAAAAGCUAAAUGUAAUGAACCAAAAAAAGUUAUUCUUCGCAUUUAUGGAAAUCUCAAUGAACGUUACGAAUUAUCCGAAGGAAUUAUCUCAGCUAUUCUAUCCGAACGAUAUUUGGGUCCUCGUUUAUUGGGAAUAUUUCCCGGAGGACGCUUUGAGGAAUAUAUUCCAUCACGACCACUUACCAAUGAUGAAUACUGUAAACCAUGUAUUGCACAAGAAGUUGGUCGAAUUCUUGCAAGAGUACAUUCAUUAGAUAUGCCAAUUAGCAAAGUGUGUAGUUUGGCACAAUUUGUGGAUGAUCUAAUCAUUGGCUUAAAAAGUUCAACUCGAUGGACAAGAAGUUAUCCGAUGCAUACUACUUUAGCAAAAGUUAAUAAAGAACUUUGUCCUGAUUUUAUCACGAUUGAUUUAUUAGCAAAAGAAUUGAAGAUAUGCAAAGAAUGCUUAGCGCAAAGUGGUAGUCCAAUUGUUUUCAGCAAUAAUGAUUUGCAUGAAGGAAAUUUACUUUUACGUGAUGGUAUCAAAGUAACUGAUCAAGGCUUUGUCAAUAUGAAAAAUGAAAAGGAUCCGAUUGUCCUAAUUGAUUAUGAAUAUGGUUGCUAUUAUUAUCGUGGUUUUGAUUUAUGUCAUUAUUGCGUGGAAUGUUGUCAACAUAAUGAAGGUAAGAUAUGGCCUUACUAUGAAGUGAAACAGAAUCAAUGGCCAAAUGAAGAAAUUCAACGUUUAUAUAUUGGUGCAUAUAUUGAUGAAGCAAAUAAAAUUUGGCGUAAUAGUAAUGGAAAGAAAAUGGAAUGCAUCAUUGAUUUACCGGAUGAUCGUGAAGUAGCCAUUGAAUAUUUGCUAAAAGAAAUACGUCAAUUUGCAGCAUUUCCUCAAUUAUUUUGGGCAAUAUGGUCAUUUCAACAUGCUGAAAUUGACCAUGGUGAUUUUGAUCAUUUCGAAUAUGCAUUUGAUCGUUUAGCGAUGUAUUAUUACUGGAAACCGGAAAUGUUAAAAUAUUUGAAUCAAUAAAAG